Molecule: messenger RNA, 945 nt
Organism: Micropterus dolomieu (smallmouth bass)
Lineage: Eukaryota; Metazoa; Chordata; Actinopteri; Centrarchiformes; Centrarchidae
Product: zeta-sarcoglycan
Exons: 9
Coding region: 1-927 (308 amino acids)
Biological process (GO): heart contraction; cardiac muscle tissue development
Cellular component (GO): sarcolemma; sarcoglycan complex
Source: RefSeq, a predicted model, not a curated record
AUGACCCAGGAACAGUAUAUCCUUGCGGCGCAGCCCAACCCGCUCCACCAGCGGGGGGCGUCGGUGUGUGGCACUCAGGUUUACCCAGCAGUGGGGAUCUACGGCUGGAGGAAGAGAUGUUUGUACUUCUUCAUCCUCCUACUCCUCGUCACCAUGAUCGUCAACCUGGCACUGACCAUCUGGAUCCUCAAAGUCAUGAACUUCACUCCGGAUGGUAUGGGGAAUCUGCGGGUGACCAAGGAAGGUGUCAGAUUGGAGGGAGUGUCUGAAUUCCUAUUGCCUUUGUACGUCAAAGAGAUCCAGUCUCGAAGGGUAAGACCACAUUGGCUACAGUCUUCUUUAACCCGUCCUGUCUCUUUCUUUUCUUCUUACAAUGACAUGCUCUGUCAACAAAUUACAGGAAUUUCUGGAGUGAAGGCUCAGUGUCAGAGGUUUGAGGUGAGGAGUACAGAUGGAGAGAAAGUUCUGUUCUCUGCAGAUGAAGAGGAGAUCAGCAUUGGCACUGAGAAACUUAGAGUCACAGGGAAUGAAGGAGUGGUGUUCAGCCAUUCUGUAGAGACAUCACAUGUGAGGGCAGAACCAUUCCAGGACUUAAAGCUAGAGUCCCCGACUCGUACCCUGACCCUGGAGGCCCCGAGAGGGGUGGAGGUCAAUGCUGGAGUGGGAGACUUCACAGCAUCCUGUAGGAAAGACCUCCUGUUGCAGUCCUCGGAAGGAGAGAUUUUUCUAGACGCCAACACCAUCAGGCUGGGCAGCAUUCCCCUCGGCAGUGCUGUGGACCCCCUGGAGGGGGCACCUGCAGGUACUACCUACACCAAACAGACUGUGUACGAGCUUUGUGCCUGCGCUAAUGGCAAGCUCUACCUGUCCCCGGCUGAGAAAGGCUCUACUUGCCAAACCACCAGUAACUUUUGUCUCUGGAGCUGAAAGUGGGAGGUUGACAGA